Molecule: messenger RNA, 387 nt
Organism: Quercus robur (English oak)
Lineage: Eukaryota; Viridiplantae; Streptophyta; Magnoliopsida; Fagales; Fagaceae
Product: calreticulin-3-like
Exons: 2
Coding region: 1-387 (128 amino acids)
Biological process (GO): protein folding
Cellular component (GO): endoplasmic reticulum membrane; endoplasmic reticulum
Molecular function (GO): calcium ion binding
Source: RefSeq, a predicted model, not a curated record
AUGGUGUCGAUAUCUUUUCGCAUUGUCUUGGUAGUUGGUCAACCUCCUAUUACAAUGCCUUAUGACCUGUUUGGAAGUUUAGAGAGGGAGGAGAGUAGAGGAGAGUAUUUAAUGUUUGGACCAGACAUAUGUGGUACACAGACAAAGAAGCUUCAUGUUAUACUCUCCUACCAGGGCCAAAAUUACCCCAUCAAGAAGGAUUUGGAAUGUGAAACAGACAAGCUUACUCAUUUCUACACAUUUAUUCUUAGGCCUGAUGCAACAUAUAGCAUCCUGAUUGACAAUCGGGAGAGAGAUUCUGGAAGCAUGUAUGUAGAUUGGGAUAUUCUUCCCCCACGGAAAAUUAAGGAUGUCAGGGCAAAUCAAAUAAAAGAACCAACUUCAUAG